Messenger RNA from Pseudopodoces humilis (Tibetan ground-tit), 3590 nucleotides. It is a transcript of the gene SCARF2, whose product is annotated as scavenger receptor class F member 2. Gene Ontology annotation, molecular function: scavenger receptor activity. NCBI's taxonomy places the organism in Eukaryota, Metazoa, Chordata, Aves, Passeriformes, Paridae. Gene Ontology annotation, biological process: heterophilic cell-cell adhesion. Gene Ontology annotation, cellular component: focal adhesion. The record is from RefSeq and is a predicted model, not a curated record.
GCUGCUGCUGCCGCCGCUGCUGAGCCGCGGAGCCGCCCAGGAGCUGAGCCCCCGCGGCAGGAACGUCUGCAGGGCCAGCGGCUCCUCGGUUCUUGUGUGCUGCCUGGGAUGGAGGCAACAAGGGAGCGAGUGUUUAAUAGCCAUAUGCGAGGGGAACUUCACCUGCAAGGAGAACGAGGUAUGCGUCAGGCCCGGCGAGUGCCGCUGCCGCCACGGCUACUUUGGUGCCACCUGCGACACCAAGUGUCCCCGGCAGUUCUGGGGUCCCGACUGCAAGGAAAUGUGCACGUGCCAUCCCAAUGGGCAGUGUGACGAUGUGACGGGCCAGUGCACCUGCAACCUCAACCGCUGGGGCCCCAAGUGUGAGAAUAUCUGCCUCUGCAAGCAUGGCAAGUGUGACCAGAAGACAGGCAAAUGCACCUGCGAGCCCAACUGGUGGGGACCACAGUGCUCCAGCUCCUGCUAUUGCAGCCACAACUCCCAGUGUGACCAGCAGACAGGCAACUGCCUGUGCCAGCCUGGCUGGUGGGGCCGUGGCUGCAACAACCAGUGCUCCUGCAAUAACUCACCCUGCGAGCAGUUCACGGGGCGCUGUCAGUGCCGGGAGAGGACCUUCGGGCCUCGCUGCGACCGCUACUGCCAGUGCUACAAGGGCAAGUGCAGCCAGGUGGAUGGGACCUGCACCUGCGAGCCGGGCUACCGGGGCAAGUACUGCCGCGAGCCCUGCCCAGCCGGCUUCUACGGCCAAGGCUGCAGGAGGCGGUGUGGGCAGUGCAAGAGCCUGCAGCCGUGCACCGUGGCCGAUGGGCGCUGCCUGACAUGUGAGGCAGGCUGGAACGGCACCAAGUGUGACCAGCCCUGCUCACCUGGCUUCUAUGGAGAGGGCUGCGAGAAGCUCUGUCCCCCCUGCAAGGAUGGCCACACCUGUAAUCACAUCAAUGGCAAGUGCUCCCACUGCAACCCGGGCUGGAUUGGAGACCGGUGUGAAACCAAGUGCCGGAACGGGACAUACGGGGAGAACUGCGCCUUCGUCUGCAGUGACUGCGUCAAUGGCCAGUGCCACUUUGAGACUGGGCAGUGCCUCUGCCACCCCGGCUCCCAUGGCACAUACUGUAACCUGACUUGCCCCCCCGGACGCUACGGAGCCAACUGUGCCAAUGUCUGCAGCUGCCACGACGGUGCCUGUGACCCCCUGACAGGCGCCUGCCACAUGGAGGCCAACCAGAGGAUGGGGGUGAUUGGGGCAGGGGCCCUCCUGGCGCUGCUGCUCAUCCUCCUGCUCUCCCUGCUCUGCUGCUGCUGCGUCUGCCGCAAGAAGGAUGAAGCCAGCAGCUCCAGCCAGGACCCAGCAGCAGCCAAGAAACCUCCAAGACGUUUGUGUGGGCGGUUCAGUCGGAUUGGGAUGAAGCUCCCACGCAUCCCCCUGCGCCGCCAGAAGCUGCCCAAGGUCAUGGUGGCCCACCAUGACCUGGAAAACACCUUGAACUGCAGCUUCAUCGAGCCACCCUCUGUGGUGGAGCAGCCUUCCCCAUCCUGGUCAUCCCGCGGCUCCUUCUCCUCCUUUGAAACCACGGACGAGGGGCCCGUGUACUGUGUCCCCCAUGAAGAGAGUAUGGGUGAGAGCAGGGACAGAGGGACACCUGCCAGCCCCGGAGACAAGCUGGUAGCCUCGAUCAGCGGGGAGGAAGCGGGCGAAUACACGUUCCUGAAGGAGACAGGCUCUGUCAGAGCCUUCCCGACCGACAGCAGUGAGACGCCCCUGCUCAAGUCCUCGGACAGCGAACGCUCCUCCUGCGGCUCGGGGUCGGCCGGCGCCGCGCUCUACGCCAGGGUCGCCCGCCUUUCCAAGCAGUCCAAGGAGGAGGAGGAUGCCACCGCGGAGCCCCGCAGCCCCGGGAAGCCACCAUCCCCGGAAAGGACCAAGCCCCGUCCUCCAGACCCGGCCACGAAGCCCAAAGUCUCCUGGAUCCACGGCAGGUACAGCUCUGGCCAGUCCAACUCGCUGCCGGUACCCAGCCAGUCCCCAGAGCAAGCGGCCGCCCGGUCCGGCAGCCCCGAGCAAGGCCAGGGCUUGGCCAAGAGGAAGAGGAGUCCGAGCGAGACGUCCGCCAGUGUGCAGGGCAGAGCGGAGGAGAAGGGCGGCGCCCGGGGGAAGGAGAAAGCGCAGAAGCAACCGAAGGAGCCCGGCGUCCCCGAGGGCAAAUCCAGCCUCUGCGGGGAGCCCCAGUCACCCUCCAAACCCAAGCAGAGGAGCAAAGCCGGCUCGGAGCCGAUGGAGACCAUCAACGGAGCGGUGCAGAACGCCUUCCGAAAGAUGAGUGCCUUCCAGCCGGAGCGGCGGGCCGCGGACACCAGGGAUGCUCCGUGUAGUCCCGGCACCAGCAAAUCCCGCUCCGAGCCGCUGCAUCCCCAGCUGGCCUCCGAGCUGGCCGCCCAGCUGAAGGAAAAGACUCAGAGCCUCAACAAGGGGGACGGAGGCAUCCGGGCGAACGGGGUCGGUGCCCAGCGGGAGAAGCCCACCCCUCCACAGAAAGCCAAGCGCUCGGCGGCCGCCGGCGGCCAGAAGACCAGCAAACCCUUGCUGCCCACCUCUCCCCAUCUGCAAAAACUGAUCCCUGCGGCGGCCGAGACGGCAGCCGGGGAGCCCAAGUGGGUGGAGAAACCAAGUGCCGGCAGCGGCCAGGAGCAGACUCUCCCCACGGAGCAGGCAGCCAAGAAAACCCCCAUUAAGAAGCCGCCCAGGAAGAAGAGCCGGGAAGCGAGCCUGGAGCCGCCCAGGGCAGCUGCUGCUCCUGCUCAGGCAGUGCAGUGACCGGGAGCCGGGCACCGGCCCCGCAGCGGCCGCACACCGGGAACAAGGACAUUUGCCAGCACAACCAGCGAACGUGGGAUCCUGGACUGGGCUGGGGGCACUGGAAGAGCCUUGAUCCUCCUUUUAUCCCCCUCCACCUCACUCAUCCCCCUUUUUGCCUUAGUUCCCCCUGACCUAGGACCCAGUCCCUUCAUCUGUGCCCUGCUCCUGCUCUCUGUCCGGGCCUCAGUUCGCCCUCCCUCCCCGCGCAGGACGGGACCGCAAGGAGCCGGCCCCGCCGCCACCCCGGGGGACUUCGUGUGUGGCGUAUCUCCCCCGCCCCUUUUUUUGUAGCAGUAUUAUCGACAGCAUAAGCAGCGCUUGUUGUACUAGACGUGCCCACGGUAUAUUCUGCAGUAACCGAACCGCUCGCUUCCCGCGCUCCACUCCGCUCUGUCGGGGUCGCGGAGCACGGGAGAGGGAGGAAGCUGCUGCUCAGUGCCCAGCGCAGUGCCAGAGGUGUGCCCCACAUCCAUCGCUGGCAGCAGCUCCCCGUCCCGGCGCCCUCCAGGCACAGCUCUCCACUGCCGGUGCAUGCCGGAGUGGGGUCGAGCUGGUUUCGACCGAUGCCACCCUCCCACCCUCCGCCCCGGCGCUGCUCCUGGCCAGGAGGAAGCACUAUUUAUGGAUGGAGCUGGACGCCCUUCGGGCUCCUGUAUCCCAUCCCGUGGAGUUGGAGGGAUUAGUUUGAUAUGAGAGAGCCUGGCACCUCUGCAGAGCGCUUUCCUAAUAAAAAUGU